Toxoplasma gondii ME49 is the source of this 600-nucleotide messenger RNA. RefSeq lists its product as hypothetical. The coding region runs from base 1 to 600 and encodes 199 amino acids. The transcript has a single exon. The record is from RefSeq and is a predicted model, not a curated record. NCBI's taxonomy places the organism in Eukaryota, Apicomplexa, Conoidasida, Eucoccidiorida, Sarcocystidae.
AUGGCGCGUGAAACCCGUGUAGCGGCUCGAAUCAUCAUUGUCGCGUCGGCGAUGGAGUGGGGAGGAGAGCGUCGUUUGGUUCCCCGAGUCGAGCCUGCGUAUGCAGCGAGACCUCUAAAGGCCGGUUUCGGGUGGGCGUUUCGCGAUUUGCUCGUUGCAGGCCCAGGCGCGCAGGGAGGUCCAGGCAUCCAGGGCGUAUCGGCAGAAACAGAAUCAGCUGAGUUGCCUGAGGCGACCUCACCGGUUCCAGGCUGCUCCUGGUGGAGUACCAGCCCCCCCGUCACAUCAUUGAGCCCGACCGCGAAGGGAGUCGAACCCGGCUCUUCUGCCGAGGAUAAGGUGACAGGGUUACAGAGAGACCUCAAGCAAGUACACUCAAGGAGGAUACGACUCGUUCGGAAGCAUUGCUGGAUGAGUAUGAGGUGGAGGGAUGAAGCAACAUUUGUGAACCUGAGACUGCAGAUGAUGAACACCCGUCGGAAGAAGAAGAAAGUAAGCUACGCUGAACAACGUCGUUUGCUCACGGGGCCAGGGAGACGCCCUGGAGGUGAGGUGCUGCCUGUUUGUUUCAGCAGCAGCCGCAUAAGCUGGUCCUGGUGA